ACUCUAUGAAAUGUCAUGGCAGCUGUUGUUUCAAGUUUUGCUGUUGUUUUUAGAAAAUAGUUUAAUUUAGUUCUUGUUUGUUAAUUUAGGAUUCAGCUAUGAAUACAGGGACAUUAAGGAUGGAUUCCCAUUAUACAGGUCUUUGGGUGAGCUUCUUCACAACAGCUGGUAUCCCGUCGGACGUGGCCGCCACCUACGCCCUGACCUUCACAGAGAACCGGAUACAGAAUGACAUGCUGCUGGACCUCAACAAGGAGUACCUGAGGGACAUGGGCAUCACGCGCAUGGGGGAUGUCAUUGCUAUACUCAGACAUGCCAAGCAAGUGCAUGAGAAUGCAGCCAGAGACAGAGUGCUGAACUCGGCAAAUGGCCCCAAAGUGCCAGUAGCUGCAGUCGCCGGCCGCCUCACCUCUGUUGCUCAGGCUAAACCUUCUUCACCCGCAAGUCGCAUGCUGGAACAUUACACUCGCAACUCCACGCCGGAGGUGUCGCCGCCCAAACCCGCACAAAAGAGGAAACUAGCAGACACAAGUGCUGAAUCUGAACCAGCUUUAGACAUCAAGAAAAACCGCUCCAUCCGCUUCGGCAAGCCACAAGCUAUUGUCCCUGAAGGUCCUCUAGUCAAGCAGACGGUGUUCGCCCGCCUCGGGGGCUCGGAGCCCGCGCGCCCCGCCCCCGCCCCCGCCCCCGCCCCCGCUCGGCCCAUCUUCUCCAGACUCGGGGCCAAGAGCGACGCCCCCAAGGAACCAAUCAGCGCACCCCCCAUACCCGUACCCAAAGAUGCCCUCAAGUACGAAGGCAUCCUCAAGAGCAACCCAGUCAAGAAAGUCAUGACAGUCACCGCCUCAAAGAAUAAUAUAAGAAAGAUAGCAGUUGGAACAAUGAGGGCAGACGAAUCGCCUGUGAGCGUUAAAGAGAAGCUAGCGGUACCGAGUAAGACAAAGUCUGUUAAGUUUUCCAAUAAAGUUGAGUACAAGGAGAUAGAGAAAGUGAGUAAGCCAGUCCAGCCGGCUAAGUUCACUCCUGUGUUCAAUAAGCCCGAGAGGAGACUGUCUAUGCCCGAUGGGUCAGUUCAAGCCGGGGUCAAAGCCAGGCUGGGUACGAAGGAUGCUAACAAUUUCACAAUCACUAAGAAUGUUUUCAAGAGGCUGGGAGUGUGAUGGGACCGUGGUUGGUAAGUGGACUGUAUUCGAUUUCGUAUUUAGUAUUGUUGUAUGUACCAAGACAGUUGGUAUUUAUGUCAGGAUUUGAUGGAAGUCUACAGAGGUGAAUCUGUAACUUUCACGGGAAUGUAUGUUUGUAGUAAGGGCAACUGAUAAUAGCUGUAACAGGCUGUAAUAAUCUGUAUGAUUUAAUUCACGGUAUUUCCAUAAUUGCCUCGUGGAAUAAUCUCGUAAACCUUUAACCA
Plutella xylostella (diamondback moth) is the source of this 1408-nucleotide messenger RNA. RefSeq lists its product as uncharacterized. NCBI's taxonomy places the organism in Eukaryota, Metazoa, Arthropoda, Insecta, Lepidoptera, Plutellidae. The record is from RefSeq and is a predicted model, not a curated record. Gene Ontology annotation, cellular component: nucleus.